GUGAUGGGCAGAUGAUCACUUCCGCCGUAGCACCACACCAGAGCUCUACUCAUCGACACCUGCACCCUCUCGAGGCAGCAGUGUGGGAGCUUUGAUCAUACUCGACCAUGCGAUAGCACAAUCCAAACAUCCCUCCGCCACCACACGGGAGCAGCAACAGCUUCCAUGGCUGCCUGGGAUAUUGCUGUACGCGCCGUGGCAGGCGGACAGCAGAAUCAAGAUGGAGGCACUGGCGCUGGCUUUGCCCGCGCCGUGAUCAUUGUAGCAGGAGUUUGCGCCCUCGUAUCCACGCUGCUCACCAUCAUCAUCAUCCUCCUCCAGGCCAAAAACUACCGCAAGCCGCUCCUUCAGCGCCAUGUCAUUCGCAUCGUCGUCCUCGUUCCCAUCUUCGCCGCCGCCUCGUGGGCCUCCCUGACCUCCCUUCGAGUCGCCUUCUGGAUUGAACCAUUUCGCGAUGUCUACGAGGGUUUCGUCAUCUACACCUUCUUCCAGCUCCUCAUCAACUUUCUGGGAGGUGAGAGGAGUUUGAUAAUCAUGAUGCAUGGAAGGCCUCCAGUCCAGCAUCUGUGGCCGCUCAACCACGUCUUCCCAAAAGUGGACAUCAGUGAUCCCCACACUUUUCUACAGAUCAAGAGAGGUAUUCUGCAGUACGUGUGGAUCAAGCCCGCGCUGGCAAUCACAACCGUGGCGUGCAAGGCCACAGGCACCUUCAAGGAGGGCAUAUUGGCCGUCGAUUCGGGAUACUUUUGGACCAGCUUGAUUUACAAUGUCAGCAUCUGCUGGUCCCUGUACGAUCUUGCUCUGUUUUGGGUCUGCAUGUCCCAAGACCUGCAGCCAUUCCGACCCAUGCCCAAGUUCCUGUGCAUCAAAGGCAUCAUCUUUGCAUCGUGGUGGCAGGGCUUCUUCCUGUCAAUUUUGGUUGCCUUAGGCGUGAUUCCGAGCGUGGCAGAUACCUAUACCGCGGACAAUCUGGCCGCUGCUAUCCAGGAUGCACUCAUCUGCUUUGAAAUGCCCUUCUUCGCUAUCGCGCAAUGGUGGGCGUUCAGCUGGAAGGACUACGCGGACCAGACCAUCAGCGAUGCACGCAUGCCUAUCCGAUUUGCCUUGAGAGACGCCUUCGGACCCCGCGAUCUGAUUGAGGAUUGCAAAGAGACAUUUAGUGGGAAGAAAUAUGAUUAUCGCAACUUCGAUGCCAAUGACAACGUCAUGGCUCACGAAGAGUCGUCGAGCAGAGAAGCGCGAAUGCGGGAAGGCAUGCGGUAUGAACGCAACGGAAGAGGCAAGUAUUGGGUUCCUCCACCAACGGACUCACGGCAGCCGCUUUUGCAAAAAUAUAAUCCCAGUCACGCGCGAACUUUGAGUCCUAGUCAAGGCAAAGACCGCUCCACCAGUAGGAGUAGUAAAGGCCGAGGCUACGGUGCCACAAAUGACAUUGAAGAGACCGAGCUCGACCCAGAGGAGGAACGGCUUUACACCAAUGCUCGCGCUCUCGAGUUUGGUGAUUGGAACUAUCCAGUCAUCAAUACUCACUAUGCCACUCGCGAGGACCGACUGUACGCCAAUCCCAACACCAUCUCUCAAACCACCAACCGUGCGCUUCUCCAGCCGGGCAAAGAACAACGUCAGCGCCGAAAGUCACAGAUCGCGGCCCUGAAAAAAGACGUCCAUCAGCAUAACCGCCCCGGAUCCUCUUCUUCCUCGGGCGAAGCUUCCUCCUCCAACAAGGGCAAAGCCAAGGCGAAAGUCGUCGAUGCCCUCAAGGAUACUCCCGUGGCCAACAAGCUCGUCCGCAACCACUCUUCCCGAUCGCAAUCAUCCACCAAAUCCCACUCUUCCCAACUUGUCGACCUUGUAGUUGAAGAUCACCAAGCUGAAGAAGUCGAGCGCGUGCGAGCGCGGAAGGAAGGCGGUCCUGGGUGGAAUUCCGUUGAACAGAAACAUUUCGUCAAGACGUAUCCUGACGAAGAUGGAAGUGAGGCGGAGAGUAUUCGACACGGAUUUAACCCUGAUCGGCCGGAAAUGCAGGUUCCCGACACACAAGGCCAUGACUUGGAUGGAGGAAAAGCAUUCGGCGGAAAAGGUGGUGGAAAUGGUAAGCCGAAGGAUGAGGUUGACCAAGAGCAGCCCUGGGAGGGGAGGAGGUAUGAUGAUGUUGAAGACGACGAUGGUGGAGAUCGGUGGUUCGGUAAAGGAGAUCUUGAUGAUGGGGGAAAGCUGAAACCAAAGGAUCAGAGGAACAGUAACGGAGGGAGUAAGAAGAGCUCGCCUUUGCCUAGCCCAUUAUUUGAAGAGGAGAGGAACGCGUGGAGCGGGUGAAUGCGGUAGCAUGCUGUAGUUGAAGGGAAGAAAUUGUUGCCUUAGUGCUGUGCGUUUUAAGCGGCGGAGCAAAUGGACGGCGUUGGGUUCUCUUAGACUUGUGGUGGCAGAGAGGCAGUGGACUCCAGAUCGCUGCUCUACUCGGGCCUAUAAGGCUGUAUAUAGACAGAAUGUACUGUAUAAAAUUUCCCCAAUUUGGCUGGUCAUUCUAUUCUGCGGCUACAGCUCUGUCCAAAAGGCCCUCGCUCCCAAAAUCUAUCACAUUCUAUCACAAUUCGUUCCACCGUAAUCACCAAAAUCCACAAAUCCAAGAUCCUUCGACUCCUUCCCCCUUCAUCAUUUCAUCUUAUACCCUCGAACAAGGCUCCUCCCAACACCACCCAUACAUACCCCCAACCUGCUCCUCAAAAAUCUUCG
Molecule: messenger RNA, 2733 nt
Organism: Cercospora beticola
Lineage: Eukaryota; Fungi; Ascomycota; Dothideomycetes; Mycosphaerellales; Mycosphaerellaceae
Source: RefSeq, a predicted model, not a curated record